This is a messenger RNA of Fusarium falciforme, 2649 nucleotides long. RefSeq names its product NmrA domain-containing protein. The record is from RefSeq and is a predicted model, not a curated record. The transcript has 4 exons. Gene Ontology annotation, molecular function: oxidoreductase activity. Lineage: Eukaryota; Fungi; Ascomycota; Sordariomycetes; Hypocreales; Nectriaceae. Bases 1 to 2649 code for a protein of 882 amino acids.
AUGAGUAACAACAUUUGCAACAUAUCGCUCGAAUACGAUGCGACCAAACAACAGAAUAUAACAUGGGUCGACAGCCCCAACGUCCGGGGCACCCUCAACAUCCUCCAGAGCUGCGUCUUGACCCUCGUCGCAUGCAUCUACACGGCUCUGCAUCUCGAUGUGCCUCUCAAGACGGCGUGGCACGAAGUCUUUCUCUACAAGCUCAAAUGGGUCCUCAUCACUCUCUUUGCGCCUGAGAUUUCGGUUUACAUGGCUGCGGAUCAGCUCCAGCAAGCUUGGAGUCUCAAAGAGAGGCUUCUGUCUCUGGUUCCCCAGGUACAGGCCGUGGUUCCUGACACGGGGGAGAGUGAGGUUGAGCUUCCGCUAGUGGGGAGUAAGACCAACGUCAUGAGCGCAAUUCCAGAGAUUAGUCUUAAAUACGCCUUCUUCAUCAUAAUGGGAGGCGUCCGCGUCAACGUCGACGACAUAAUCUCGCUCCCCGACCUCGACUUCAAAGCGCAACGCCACUUUACCACCCGUCCUUACACGAUCCGAGUCGGUCCCAAGACGAUAAUUCAGCUUGCUGAAAAAGGAUACUGGAUAAACAUACCAAUGCAAAAGAUUGAUGACAAAAGCAAGGCCGAUGUGCUGCAAAAAUGCCUGGUCAUGAUCCAGGUUUCUUGGAUGGUGAUGCAGUGCAUCUUUCGCAAGGUUUAUAACCUGCCUCUGGCUUUGUUGGAGGUUCAUACUAUGGUGCAUGUUGUUUGUGCCAUGUUCCUCUAUCUCUGCUGGUUGAGGAAACCAUUAAAUGUCCUAGAGCCCGAACUGCUGGACCCUGGCAAGUUCAAGGGCACCAUAGCCCUUCUCGUUCAGCAACAGUUCUACCCCAACAUGGCUACUAGGCUAGCCCUCGUUCCUCCUCAGGAAUACCCUGACCAGCCACCCCCGCGAAGACGAGGCGGUCUUAUCUCUCAUGACUGGAUCACGCCGAAUAUGGGGCAGCGCAUAACCCAUGAAGAAUACCCUUGGGUCUCAGAAAAGAUGUGGGCUUAUCUGCCCCCGGAUGCAUGGGCGAGACUCAGAUCGGACCUUUCGGAGCGACUACCUUUAGGUGCCUGGCGAUGGCUCCCCCCAAGGCCGGGACGUUGGAUCUCAGACAAAGAGACCCAGAUGCGUCCGGGUGAUGUUCUCCCGUGCGGCCUCAUGUAUCACUCCGAGUUUCAAGAUCUCCCCCUCCCGCUGACAGAGGAAUUUCUCAACCGAUGGGGCGCGAUCUUGAAAGCAUUCCCAUUCCAAGACCGCGAAGAAUUAACAAGUGCAUCCAAGUUCCUCAGAGUAAACAGACUUGGAUGGGACUUUGAACUCGUCGACCCCGAAGAAGACGCCCCAGUCCAAGGCCAAGACCUCUUCCUCGCCCAUCUAAAAGAAUUCGCACCCGUUCCCGAUGGCAUCUUCAGAACCAUGCCCUUCAGCGCCGGCAAACGGAAUCUCGACAUCAACCUCAAGGUCUUUACAGAGAACACGAGCUCAUCCUUCGGUCUCCUGAAGUUUUUCAGAGCGUUCCCCUGGCUGGCGGUCCUCGCCCUCCUCCUCUCUGGCAUCUACGGCGGCGUCCACCUGUCAGCCUGGAGAUCGACGUUCCCCAGUAUCCAUGAACAAAUUCUCUGGAAGGUCAGCUGUAUAUACAUCGCCGCCGUUCUCCCCGUAUACUUUAUCAUUGGCCCUGCAAUGUCGGACGUUGCAUUCUGGUCUGGGCCUCAAACUUUCACUGCUGUCGGGAUGUCCACGGCAUCGGGCAAUUUUGGAACCCCCAUCACAGCCGCCCUCACAAAGGCUGGUUUCGAAGUGACCGUCAUCUCCAGGACUGAAUCAACAGCAACCUUUCCAUCAGGACUUCCUGUCAUCAAGACUACAUAUACCCUCGAAAAUCUAACCAAAGCCUUGGCUGGUCAAGAUGCGGCAGUCUGUGCCGUGGGUCCCGCUGGCGUCAGCUUGCAAUCCACCAUGAUCGACGCCGCAGAAGCCGCAGGGGUAAAGCGCUUCAUCAUUGAUGACUUUGGCUGGGGACCAGAUUUUACGAGCUUCCCUGAGUUUGAACCUAUUCGCGCUCAGCGACUGGUUGGAGUGAAUCACGUCAAGGCCCGAAGUAAAGCCAACCCAUCCUUUACUUGGACCGGCAUCGCGACUGGCAACCCAGUUGAUUGGGCCCUCAAGCGCUUUCCUCUCAUGGGUUUCGAUAUUUCCAACCAUACUGCUCUCGUCUACGAUUCUGGAACGGAAAAGUUCACCGGUACCACGUUGGAAGGCAUCGGUCAAUCAGUUGUUGGCGUCCUCCAAAACCCAGAAGCCACAGCAAACCGCACAGUCAAAGUCAUGUCCAUAAAAGCAAGCCAAAACGAACUACUCCAAGCUUUUGAAAGUGUUUCAGGGAGUAAAUGGGACAUUCAGAGAUCGACAACAAAGGAGUUGAUAGACGGUGCGCGGGAGAAGCAUGAAAAGGGUGACAGGGGUUGGAUUCUGGCGUUGGCGGUGGCUCAGCUGUUUAAUGAGGGCAAAGCCAUGUGUCUUGUUGCGCCUUCUUGGGAGGAGUCGGAUUCAAAGUUGUUGGGAGUGGCAGAGGUGUCUCCUCAGGAGCUUGCUGCUACUGUUCUAGGUGUGUCUGCAGGCUAA